AUGCUGCGCUAUAAGAACUCUCUUCUAGAGCGUAUCUUGCUUGAGAAAGGUAUCGAUGUCCAAGCGGAAUUGCGCCUGAAGGCCGCCACUCCCGGCGGCGGCAAACCCAACCCCAUGGCGGCCAAGCCGCCGUCCUUAGAACGGGCGGCAAUCAAUCGAAAUACGGCCCAGCGACAUCCGACCGGCAUCGCGCCCAAGGGAGAGCCGUUUGGUCUCUCACAGAACCGUGAUGGUGCAUACGGCAUACCGUCGCCUCAAUACCAAGGCACGCCCUCAUCGCACGUGUCCUCCCCGUCCCAUGCCAAGUCCCCGGGCUUUGGCUUCCAGGGCGCCAUGUCGCCGGUGGGCGUCGAUCCACAACAGGCGCAGCAAUCUCGGUCGCAGAUGCUGUCGCAUUCUCGAAAUAUCAGUCAAGCAUCUCCACCUAUGAGUGUCGCGCCGUCGCAAGCAAGCGAACCCAAGUCCGCCGUGCCCGGAACUGGUCCUCGCGCUGCUCGCGUUUCCUCUGCAUAUUAUCCUUCCCCAUUCCAAAAGCAUUAUGACCAACUGGAACAAGAAUAUGACGCCCAAGCGGACCUUAUUGAUGAUGAGCAUGAAUCGUCGGUCGGAGCGUCUCCGUAUGUGUCUGGCUUUAAUCCGGCAGCAUCAGUACCCUCUGGCUCGCAUUCCAUGGGAGCUCAGAGUCUCGGGCACUUCAAUCCUCACGCGGCGGAAGGAUCCAACGGCGCCUAUAACAAUCCAAAUCAACUUCUCGGCAAUUACGAGCCCAUGUUAGAUGCAGAUCCCUUCGGACUCAGCGCCAGCAUGCAUUUCCAGACUCCCUUCAGCUACGAGCAAAAUAGUACCCGCCAUUAA
This is a messenger RNA of Aspergillus melleus, 855 nucleotides long. RefSeq lists its product as uncharacterized. The record is from RefSeq and is a predicted model, not a curated record. Bases 1 to 855 code for a protein of 284 amino acids. Lineage: Eukaryota; Fungi; Ascomycota; Eurotiomycetes; Eurotiales; Aspergillaceae. The transcript has 3 exons.